Molecule: messenger RNA, 153 nt
Organism: Ascochyta rabiei
Lineage: Eukaryota; Fungi; Ascomycota; Dothideomycetes; Pleosporales; Didymellaceae
Exons: 1
Coding region: 1-153 (50 amino acids)
Source: RefSeq, a predicted model, not a curated record
AUGCCCAUGGUGCCAGCUGAAAAUUUUAAUUCCACAUCGCUAUGCUCCUAUAAUUUCAAGAUGCUCCAUAACCAUCUUCCACCGGCUUGGUGCACAUCACACUGCUUGGCAAGUCUUAUCACAUCCAGAUCACAAGAACAGUCCGCCAAAUAG